UUUGAUGACGGCACCGCAGGGAGCGGUGUUCCCGGCUCAAAAGUUUUCAGGCUCGCACUUCUGAGGCACAUUUCCUGGUUGUAAUUGUUUAUGUCAGAGACAUAACAGUUGUUUCUCCUGACUCAUUAAAAGGAACAUGGCUGAUGGUGAUACACAGAGAGGUGGGGACACUGUGGAUGCCAAAAUCAGUGGAAAUGGCGAGACUACUGAGGGCAUGGAUUGGAACAGCAACAGCAACAAAGCAGCAGCUUCUGACCCUUACUGCUACAAGAUGGACUACCCGUGCAUCGGCACCUGUUUGGUUAUCAACAACAAGAACUUCCACAGGAGCACAGGGAUGGGCAUUCGGAACGGAACAGAUGUUGAUGCUGGAAAUGUUGUGCAAACCUUCGCUAAGCUGGGUUAUAAGGUUCAAGUGUUCAAUGACCAGACUGUGGCUCAGAUGAAAAACCUGGUGUUAAAUGCGUCCAAACAGGACCACAAGAACAAUGCAUCAUUUGUAUGUGUGCUGCUUAGUCAUGGAGAUGAGGGUGUGAUAUAUGGCAUCGAUGGCCCUGAAAGGCUUGAUACCCUGAUAGAGUGCUUCAAAGGACACCACUGUAAGAGUCUGGUGGGGAAACCAAAGCUCUUCUUCAUACAGGCAUGCCGUGGUUCAGUCCUGGAUGAUGGAGUCAUCGAGACUGAUAGUGUAAAAGGCGAGGAGGGAGCUGAGGUAUCUGAGAAAAUUCCUGUGGAGGCAGACUUCUUGUAUGCCUAUUCCACAGCUCCAGGCUACUACUCAUGGAGAAACACAGCCGAUGGCUCCUGGUUCAUACAGGUGUUGUGUGAGAUGUUGCAGCGCUAUGGUGAAAAGCUGGAGCUGAUGCAUAUCAUGACCCGGGUCAACUACGGUGUGUCACGGCACUUUGAGUCCUCCUCCGCCUUGCCUGGAUUUAGUUGCAAGAAGCAGAUCCCCUGUAUCGUCUCAAUGCUGACCAAAGACUUUUACUUUCCUGUCUAGAUUUAUAGUUUUGUAACUAAAUGAUCUUUGCUGAUCUCUUGUGGUGUGCUACAGGCAAAGCAGGAUGACACUGACUUAAGGGCCACUAUACCCAAACGCACAAGUGGCACUGAGCUAAAAGGGAACAAAUCAGUGAGAUUUCUGCUCCCUCUGAACUGUGUUUACAGUUGGAUGAUUUCAGUUUUCAGCCUUGUUUGGGAAACAUGAGCCAGUUUUUAGCUGUAGCUUUUAAAUUAUGUAACAAAUAAAAAAAUAUGUAAGUGCU
This is a messenger RNA of Archocentrus centrarchus (flier cichlid), 1265 nucleotides long. Its product is annotated as caspase-3-like. Gene Ontology annotation, biological process: erythrocyte differentiation; proteolysis; apoptotic process. The transcript is spliced from 7 exons. Gene Ontology annotation, molecular function: cysteine-type endopeptidase activity. The coding region runs from base 137 to 1000 and encodes 287 amino acids. Lineage: Eukaryota; Metazoa; Chordata; Actinopteri; Cichliformes; Cichlidae. Gene Ontology annotation, cellular component: death-inducing signaling complex; cytoplasm. The record is from RefSeq and is a predicted model, not a curated record.